Messenger RNA from Hevea brasiliensis (rubber tree), 1508 nucleotides. RefSeq lists its product as uncharacterized. NCBI's taxonomy places the organism in Eukaryota, Viridiplantae, Streptophyta, Magnoliopsida, Malpighiales, Euphorbiaceae. The record is from RefSeq and is a predicted model, not a curated record. The transcript is spliced from 13 exons. The coding region runs from base 165 to 1421 and encodes 418 amino acids.
AAACAGAAUCCGAAAUCUGCACACUCACACGCGAGGCCAAUCCGCCCUCUCCAUUUUUAAAUGUUCUUUCAAACGUUUUUACACUAAUAACACCAAAGCAAAUUCCUGCCUGUCACGGUCUACCUCAUCGCAUCGCUUGAGCGGGAGAUUGGAUUUCGCCCGAGAUGGAAGCCGUUCCCUCUUCAGAACCUCUUGAUCUCGACACCUUUCGCAGUGAAUUAAGAGAGCUCGAAGAAAUUUACAGCAAUUGCAAUGAAAUGUCCCCUUCAGAUUCAGACCAAUUACUGAAAGAUUGUGCUCUUCAGAUCGAGAGCAAAGUUGAGCAAAUUAUGACCGAGUGCUCUGACUUCAGUUUCUUAGGGAUUGAAGAUUUAGAUGCGUUUGUAGAGCAUCUGAAAGAGGAACUCAACACGGCAGAGGCUGAGAGUACCAAGAUAUCCAGUGAAAUUGAGGUUCUUACAAGAAAUCAUGUGGAAGAUUUUACUCAACUGGAGAGUGAUAUUGAAUUGUUGAAAUGUUCUUUAGAUAUUAUAUCGUCACAGGAUGCGGAGAAAAGAAAAGAACAUGGUUGCAGAGAAGAGCAAUUAAAUUCAACAAAUGCACCUGGAGAAUGUGAGUUUGAGUUUUUAAAGCUUGAUAAUCAGAUUGAGGAAAGCAAAGUAAUGUUGAAGUCUUUACAGGAUCUUGAUUCCAUAUUCAAAAGGAUUGAUGCUGUAGAACAAAUUGAAGAUACAUUAUCAGGUCUAAAAGUCAUUGAAUUUGAUGGGAUCUGUAUUAGAUUGUCAUUGCGGACAUAUCUUCCUAAAUUAGAAGAUUUAUUGUGCCAACAAAAGAUUGAAGGAGCUGCUGAGCCUUCUGAAGUAAAUCAUGAAUUGCUGAUAGAAGUAGUUAAUGGAACCAUGGAGCUUAAGAAUGCUGAGAUUUUUCCAAAUGAUGUGUACAUAAAUGAUAUUAUUGAUGCUGCAAAAUCUUUCAGGCAAUUAUUUUCACACUCAUCCAUGGAGACCAGGUCUUCGUUGGAGUGGUUUGUCAGAAAAGUGCAAGAUAGAAUCAUUCAGUGCACCUUGAGACGUUUGGUGGUGAAGCAUGCAGAUAAAUCAAGGCAUUCGUUUGAGUACUUGGAUAGGGAUGAGACAAUUGUUGCUCAUUUGGUUGGGGGAGUUGAUGCAUUCAUAAAGUUAAGUCAAGGUUGGCCCAUAGCAAGAUCUCCACUGAAGGUGUUGUCCCUCAAAAGCUCAGAUCACCAUUCGAAAGAAAUUUCAUUAAGCUUUCUUUGCAAGGUUGAGGAAGUGGUGAACUACUUGGACGUAAACGUGCAGCUAAACUUGUUGAUCUUUGUGGAAGCUAUUGAAAAAGUACUUGUUGAACAAAUGCGCAUAGAACUGCAUUCUGACAGCACUUCUAAACAUACUUCUCGAUGAUGUACCAGAAUGAUAUCCUGACAGCACCAUUUGAUUGUGAUUUCAUUUUCGAUAUGAUAGUCCAUGUGAUGCUGGUUUCACUCGAUA